Danio rerio (zebrafish) is the source of this 1921-nucleotide messenger RNA. NCBI's taxonomy places the organism in Eukaryota, Metazoa, Chordata, Actinopteri, Cypriniformes, Danionidae. The record is from RefSeq and is a predicted model, not a curated record.
AUGACGCAGAAGUGGACGCAGCCUCUGCCCGCUUAUCAACCGCCGCACGUGGCGUGUGGGCCCCUUUCCCCCUCUGCAUUGGCUCUAGCACGGUCAUGGCUGAAUGUGUGCCCUAUGCUUCAACGUCUACCGUCGGCUUGCUCCCCACCUGACGGCCGUUCACAAGGUGACCAACUCGGACGAGAAGCGGCUGCUGCUCGCGCUGGCCGCCGGCCACGUGGACACGCGGAAGACGCCGUGCCCGGUCCCGGGCUGCCGCAGGACUUCAGCCUGCCUAGACAGGCACUUGAGGCAGCACGCGGAGCUCUCGACCGUCGUGUCCUGGCUAGCCUCGUCCUCCGAGGAGGAGCGGGACUCGGAGGGCCCAGAGGCCGGCCGCCCGUGCGCGGACCGCGGCUACAGGUGCACCACGGAGUGCAUACAGGCUCAGCUCACGGACCUGGGGAAGCAGAUUACCAAGAUGCUGUCCACCCUGCUCCAAAUCACACGCCUCUACCGGGAGCUAAGGAGGGGAGAAGGGUGGAGAAGGAGGAGGAAGAAGGCGAGGAGAACCAGGUCGCCUCUUGCACAACCGGCUCCCGGGCGAGAAGCGGCCGGAGGUCCGACGCCCCCCGAGCCUCCGGAGGCUUUGGAACCCCAUGCCUACCCAUUCCCGGCCCACGUCCCCGCGCUGAGUUGAGUAUAUUUCAGGCACGUCUCUGCCGCUGUGCUGGGUGUGUGUCUUCGGGGAAGUUGACUCUUGGUUGUGCUCGUUCCACAGACCUUCUCUAUGGGGAGUUCGAAGGGUACCAACUGGGCAGCGAGCCCACCGCCCGCCUGCGGAACAACGUCUCUUCAAAGCUGGGGAGAAUUAAAGCCUUCCUUGGUUACAUGGCAGCACUAUCUGAAGAACGUGGCCCAGUUCCUAGACUACCUAUCGGAAACCCCGCCGGCCGCCUCUCCAGCACGACUCUGGUUCUGAUUCGACGGGAGGUCAGAGCCCUCAUUCGCGGCAUACGCCGGCGUGUCGUCGUGCACGAGGUACGGACCAAGCAGGCGAAGGAAAGCAGACUGAUCCCCAAGGCCAGCCUAGUGCGCUGUCAACGGACCGCUGGGAGGAAAAUUCCCGCCCUGCUAGAUAGCCUCGAGUCCAACCCAAGCACUAGGCAACAGUGGCGCUUUUAUGGCUUUCUGACUGGUUACCUAACCUCCAUUCCUGGGCACCGCUGUGGAGUCUUCCAGAAUCUCACAAUCCAGGAGGUUGAAGAGGCCUCCAGAAGCCCCGACGAGUCUUCUUAUGUCAAUAACAUUACCACGCACAAGACAAACAGAGCCUUCGGGGCGGCGCAGCUGUCCCUAAACAGGGAGAAAUACAGCUGGUUCCGCAGGUUUUUGGCGCUGCGGGCUGGUCUCCCCGGAGGGAGCCAGGCUACCUAUUUCUUUUUCACUUCCAGAGCCAGUCCUUGUCGGACCCUGAACAAGCACUUUCAGUCUGCUUGGGUCAGUAUGGGCCUUCCAGGCAAACCCACCUUUACUGACGUACGGACUGCGAUCGCGACCCAUGCAAAGAAUGCACACUCUUCAGAGGAUCGCCGCAAGGUGGCGCAAUUCAUGUGCCAUGACACUUCAACCUCAGAUAAGUUCUACGCACUUCACCUCGGACCUCUCCAAGCACGCGAGCCCCGCAGACUGUUUGAAAGGGCCCUGGUGGAGGAGGAGGAGGAGGAGGAGGAGGAGGAGGAUGGGGAGGCAGCGGGCACUGAAAGCCCCCCGCGGAAAGGGCGCAAGAGGACAGAGACUCCCGUCUCUCCCCUGGAGGGAACCAGCAGGAGGACGCUGCCAUGGCACCCUGCCAGGGGGAAAAGCCAGGGCGCUCGCCCACUCGAACCAACAGAAGACUCUGAAUUGUCCUGAAUAAAUAUUGUACAACUUAACGGUCAAA